Messenger RNA from Cladophialophora carrionii CBS 160.54, 495 nucleotides. RefSeq lists its product as uncharacterized. The coding region runs from base 1 to 495 and encodes 164 amino acids. The record is from RefSeq and is a predicted model, not a curated record. Lineage: Eukaryota; Fungi; Ascomycota; Eurotiomycetes; Chaetothyriales; Herpotrichiellaceae. The transcript has a single exon.
AUGGCUGCUCUUCAUCACCCGACGUCCCGAUCGUCGCCUGAGAGCCCCCAGUCGGCGGAUUCCAGUUCCGGCCGCUCGUCAGCGACCGAACGAAAGGGCUCUUCAUCCUCCACACAUUCAACACCACCUACCACCCCGGGUAGCUCCCCCAGGGUCCAGCUGGUGCCGUAUGCCCGCACGGCCAGCUUUGACAUCUCGUUAUCAGAAGCCGAGCGGGAGCUGGUAGACAAGAUGGCCACGCAGUUCGAUGCACUUGACCUGUCGUCGAAGGACUUUGACUUUGACGAGAUCUUCACGUACGACAAGCCUCAACGGAAGCUGACCAAAGGAGUGGUUGAGGUGUCAAGCCCGACACGGACUCAACGGGACUGGUCCUCCUUUUCCUUUUCACAUUACUCGGCAGCCAUGAAUGCCAGAAACAAGGUCAACCACAAGGUGAAGCCCAGCAUCGGCGAAAUGUAUGUGAAGAAAAAACCGCACGGGAGCGCGUAUUGA